CAGCUCCAUAUGGCGAGCAGGCCGGCCCUGCUUGCGGAUUUGCGUUGACGUGCUUCGCCGGACACGUCGAGGAGCCACGAUGCUUCACCGGCCAGGACCCGAGGAGUAUUAGAAUGAUGAUGUUCGUGGUUUUUCUAUCACUGCCAAAGGUCCUUGGACAUUUCGUGCGUUCCUCGCUCAGGUGCUAACUCAGCUGGCGCGCUGAUGUUCUUGCGUUGCAGCCUCAUUGACUGGUCUUCGCGUGAUUCUGUCGGAAGCAACGUCCUUGUCCUCUGGGUGGACUUCUCCUUUCGAGGAAGUCAAGGCUGGUUGGCGUCGUCAUACUCGUCCGUCCAGCUCAUGGUCUUUGGGGCGACCGGUGCGGAAGAAGGCCAGCUGCUGCAGCGGGUCUGGUGCGCAAGGUAUGCAAUCCUGGUGCGAACUCUCGUGAUGCAGCAACACGAGAUCCGGAUUUUACCAAGAGGGCAUCUCGAUGAGAGAUCCGCACUUGAGUCGCAGGUUCUCUACAGCAACAAGACCCACGGUACGCUCAUGUCAGAUGUUGACCGUGCUGCGCAUGAGUUCGUUUGUUUGGGCGACCUCGGUGAGGAUGUGGGAGAAGGCCUGCUUCCAAGCGCCAGGAACUCUUCUCUCAGCUUGGCAUCAAUUCCAAGAAGGUUGGGAACUUCCGUUUGAAGACCCCUCCAGUUGCUACCUGAGUGCUGUUUGAGGGCUUCGACCUGAAAUUCCAAUGACGACUUGUCUUGACCUGAUGUAAACCACGUAUUUGAGGCCAUCGAUUGUGCAGAAGGGGGGAACGGGGAGAUGUCGGGACUCCCUCAGAUGGCGGCUCUUUUGAAUGGGCUUAGACGAAGUAUCAGGCCACCGGCGGCCACCAAAUCCAAACUUCCUGCUCGUAUACCUGCUCAGUGGUGGCCACACAGACGGCAUCGUAUCGCCCAGAAUUUGGGCCACCAUCAGCCGCAUUUGAGGAG
This is a messenger RNA of Durusdinium trenchii, 974 nucleotides long. Lineage: Eukaryota; Dinophyceae; Suessiales; Symbiodiniaceae. The record is from the annotation of a GenBank genome assembly.